AUGCCUGACUUUGAAAUGGCCAACUCUGCCCCCGUGGCUUCAGCGAAGCCUGAAAGACUGUAUGUUUUUAUGGAUCCUGAUUGUUGCCAACCAGACAACCCAAAUCUCGAAGAUCGGGCAACUGACCUGAAAAUCUUGAAAUUACACAGGCCCAUUACAGUCUCCAAACCCACUCCAUACACAUUCGAUCUAGGCAACCUGAUGGUUAAUGACCCUAACCCUCUGGAGCUUUCCCAGGGCGAGCCCCUCAACGAGUCGCUCCGAGCGAUCGCUCGCGACGGCGCACAGGUUCUGCUGAACCAACUUCUGACAACAUGCAACAUCACCUCCUCCGCCCAAAAUGGAGUUCUCCUCAACCUCCCUCCUGCUGCCACUGCAGUCCCGCGCCACAAGCCUCUGCCCACUCCUAAGCCUCCAACCAAGUGGGAGCUAUUCGCUCGCAAGAAGGGCAUUGGCAAGUACAACCAGAACCCUGGUGCUGCGCUUGCGGAUAAGGAGCGCCGCAAGAAGCUCGUCUACGACGAGGCCUCCGGCGAGUGGGUGCCCCGAUGGGGCUACAAGGGCAAGAACAAGCCCGAAGACAAUCAAUGGGCUGUCGAGGUCAAGGAAGAGGACUGGAAGAAGGAAGAGGCCGCUGCUGCUAAGGGUGGUUCGAUCCGUGGCAUGAAUCGAGCUGAGCGCAAGGACCGUAUCAAGAGAAAUGAGCGGAAGGAGCGAGCAAAUGAGCGCCGGUCGAGAAAGCCUGGAAGCGGUUGA
This is a messenger RNA of Penicillium diatomitis, 756 nucleotides long. Its product is annotated as ribosome biogenesis protein RRS1. Gene Ontology annotation, molecular function: protein binding. The record is from RefSeq and is a predicted model, not a curated record. NCBI's taxonomy places the organism in Eukaryota, Fungi, Ascomycota, Eurotiomycetes, Eurotiales, Aspergillaceae. The coding region runs from base 1 to 756 and encodes 251 amino acids. Gene Ontology annotation, biological process: ribosomal large subunit export from nucleus; ribosomal large subunit biogenesis; endonucleolytic cleavage in ITS1 to separate SSU-rRNA from 5.8S rRNA and LSU-rRNA from tricistronic rRNA transcript (SSU-rRNA, 5.8S rRNA, LSU-rRNA). The transcript has a single exon. Gene Ontology annotation, cellular component: nucleus; nucleolus; preribosome, large subunit precursor.